Molecule: messenger RNA, 7273 nt
Organism: Harpia harpyja (harpy eagle)
Lineage: Eukaryota; Metazoa; Chordata; Aves; Accipitriformes; Accipitridae
Gene: ZNRF2
Product: zinc and ring finger 2
Exons: 5
Coding region: 5-736 (243 amino acids)
Source: RefSeq, a predicted model, not a curated record
GACCAUGGGCGCGAAGCAGAGCAGCCCCACCGCCGCCAAUGGCCGCACCCGGGCGUACUCGGGCGGGGAUUUACCUUCCUCCAGCAGCAGCAGCAGCGGCGGCGGCGCUAACGGGACCGGCGGGCGCUCGGCGGGCGCUGCCGGGCGGUACGCGCACCUGGCGGCGGCGCCUCAUGCCGCUCCCGGCGGCGCGACGGCGGCAGGAGGGGCGGCGGCGGCGGCGGGGGGUGCCGCGGGGUCGGCCCCCCGGAGCAGGUCCUUAGGGGGGGCCAGCGCCUCUGGGGCCCGGGCCGCGCAGUCCGCCUUCAACAUCCCCCACAGCAGCGGCCCCUACGGCUCGCAGGACUCGGUCAACAGCACCCCAGAGGAGGGCGGCCGGGAGCGGCCCGCGGGGGGCGGCGGCGGCGGCUCGUCCGGCGGGCCCCGGCUAGUGAUCGGCUCGCUGCCCGCUCACCUCUCGCCGCACCUGUUCGGAGGAUUCAAGUGCCCUGUAUGUUCAAAAUUUGUAUCUUCCGAUGAAAUGGAUUUACAUCUUGUGAUGUGUUUGACAAAACCAAGGAUAACCUACAAUGAGGAUGUGCUGAGUAAAGAUGCUGGGGAGUGUGCAAUAUGCCUGGAAGAGCUGCAGCAAGGAGAUACUAUAGCACGGCUGCCUUGCCUCUGCAUAUAUCAUAAAGGCUGCAUAGAUGAAUGGUUUGAAGUAAAUAGAUCUUGCCCUGAGCAUCCGUCAGAUUAAGACGAGAUUCAUGGUUUUAGCUACUUCCACUGAUCAGAAAACAGGAGAUGUGAGGUUCCCUUGCUGAACACAGCGUGCCUGGCUUGAGACUUACAGUUCUUUGUGGCUGAAAAAGACAAAGAUGGACAGUAACAUGGAAAAAGCAUUGUAGACACCGGUUACUUGCCAGUAGUGCUCGGUAUACCAAACACUCAUGCAAAGGACACACAGGGAUUUUGAAAAUGCUGCACAUUCUGUAACAAUCGACUCCCCACAAACAUUAUUGACACUAUUUUGUAUUGAAGGCCAAAGUUCCUAAUUUCAGCUUAACUUCUGGUUCUGUGAAGAAGCGGGUUAUUGGACAUGUUUCCUACUGCCUCGAGUAGAAGUGGAGAUGUUCAAUACGUGCUAUCUGAGACCCAUGCAGGAGGAUGGCCCCGGUUUUGAGUGGGAAUGUUUUCACCUUCUUGUUGGCUGAAGAGGAGUAAAAUGGCAAAUUAAACAUAAUCUAACAGUAUGACCUUAAUUUACUGAAUUCACACCCUGUUCUACGUUCUUCACUUUUUUCAAGAACAGAAAACAUAAACUUCUCUGCAUAGGAAUAUUAUAUUUCAAAAUUUUGUAACUAAACCUUUGUCACAAUGCAGUCCAAAGAGUAAAACCAAGACAGGUAACUAAUUUAUAUUGAUCAAGCUAUAGGGAUUGUUGAAAUCUGCACAUUGUGUUGCUAUUUAAGUAACUAAAACUUCUCUUUUACUGCUUGUGAGUAAAAACAACAAAAAAAAUGCAGCAAAGCAAAAUCUUACAGCUAUGCAACUUUUUUUUAAAUAGGGAAAAAAAAAGAAUUACCAAUUUUAAGUGCUGCCAGUUAAGGUAAUUUGUUUAACGGGUAUUUUUUUAAAAAUGUUUCAGGUAAUUAUUUUAUUCUACUACUCUCAUCUCCAGGCUGCCUCCUGAGGUAUAAAUGAAUAACUGCAAAUGUGGGCACAGCAAGAGGUUUUUAUAGGCAUGGGUGAGAUAACAUCGAGGUGGGAUUUGUGUUUAAUUUUUAAAAUGCGCAAGUUUUUGUUUCCUUGUUUGAAUGAUUUUUCGAUGGCAGGAUCUGUAGUACUUUGCAUCUAAAUCCUUGGUCUCUUCACAUGCAGACCAGCAUUUGACAGUGUGGGGGUUUUUUUUAAAAUGCACCUGCAUUUGUUUAAUUUAUUAUUAUUUUACUGUAUUAUAUUGAUAUAACCAGGGCUUCACGAAACGCAGGAUGUCUCUGGUGCGUUACACCAAGUAAAACUGUGGAUAAGUAUUAGUUCCCAUAAAGUAUCACGGUUCACAAAAAGAAAGAUGGGGGGAAAAAAAGAAGACAAUAAACUGGAACAGAUAUCAGGGCUUAGAAGCAUACUUUUUAUAUCAAGAAUCAAUCAUAGCAGUUGUUGAAUUUCACAGCGCAGGGAAGAGUUUAUGAAUAUUAGUGACAGUAUUUUUGGUGGGUUUCGAUAGUUAAAAUAUAUUGCACAACACUUGGAACAUUUGUACCUACAUAAUUCUGCUUUUUUUUUUGUUUAAGUACAUAUUUCUCUCUGUUGCUACUGUGAUUCAUAUCAAAAAAGGGCAAAGAACAGGAGCAAUUGCUGCUAUCUGGAGAACAAGUGCAGUGCAUGUUACUAAACUCUCCUAUCUUGCUUGCAGAGCAAUUCUUGCCUGGAUAACAUUUUCUCCUGAAUGUUGCUCUGUAAAAUGCCUUUGUUAUGCUGCAAAUCUAAAGGAGUCCAAACUAGAUAAUUGUCGUAAUCGCCAGUGCAGUUUCUACAUUUUUGGGCUUGCAUCAUUGGUUUUAGCUGAACCUGUAACUAUGGGGCCCUGUUGUAUUCUCUUUUUCAGUGGGAGCAGAAUCGUUUUGUCACACUUUUUCGAUUCUGUAGUCACAUCAAAUGUACAGUCAUUCCCUGUACAGAUUCCUUUUUAGCUGAGAAUAUUUGUGUUGCCUUGUAUUAUCAUGGUGGGGAGGGAGGGGAUGAGGAAUUACAGCACCUGUAAUACUCAAACAGUGGUGUUGCCUGCAGGCCCACUUUUCCAAUGUUUUAAAUUCCUGCUAUCUUCUGAAAGUAAGGCUUUUGCAUUUGCAUUGAUUUAAUGUUUACUGUUGGCUUCAUGCCUACAGAAACUCACCUGUAAUAAUGUAAAGGGGGUAGGUAAGUGUUUUGGUGUCCUGUGCUCCGAGGUCAUAGAUAGCCUUUGGCUUGGGGAUUAAGUAGGUAAAUAUUAUAAGCAUAAAUCUGUUUACAACUUAAGCUCAGUUUUGGUAGUUCAUAUUUCGAGUUCAUUUACUGGUUUUUUUUCAAAAACCUUAAUUUUCUGUAUUCAGAUGCAAAUAGCUGGUUUAAAGACCCAGCGGUUAUCACUGCUGUCCUACAUUUAGGACCAGUGUUUGAAAAGCAUGCCACUAGCAAUUGCACUGAUGCAUGGUUUUGCAGGCAAGAGUCCAUUGCUGCUUCCGUCAGCACGGUAGAGCAGAAAUACCUUGGAUUAUUUGAGGAACUGAUAUGAGGUCAGCCUUAGAUCCUAGUUUGGCAUUCUUGGUAUCCAUAAAACUCUUCUGAAAGGCUGUGGGAGGUUUUCUUGUAUCAAAACCUGUAAUAUAGACCAAGCCUUGAAUGACCCUGGAAGCAUGAGAGUGAUGCUUGGGUUUGAAAACGCCUGUGGAAAUUCUAUGUAAGCUUUCUAUCACCAGCUGUGUUGGUCAGCUGGUGAUGACCAUGCUGCAGAUGUAGUUCUAGUCAGAGGCGACACCUUCAUUUUAAAAACAUACUCGCAGUGGUCCUGAAUCAUUGUGCUUUAGAAGGGCAAAAUAAACAUCAACCAAGUCCUGUCUCUCCAUCAAGGAAUACCACACUUGUCCACAAGAAGCAAUAACUUAAAUUACGGUGCGAUAUGCUUCUUUGCCUGUAAAUAUAUUGAGAUUGCCAAUUCUGUGCUGUUUCAGAGUGUUUUCUGUCAUCUGGCCUAUAUCUUCCCUAAGUAUGUAAGGGUGUGAAAUAAUUCCCAUACUCAGGUCUGCCAAAACAUGCUGCUUGCCACAAGGGGAAGAGUAGACUCAACACUGUCUUGAAAUGUGAGAUUUUUCUGAACUUGUAACAUACCCAUGUAUCUUGAGUAGCAACUUGUGUUUUGAAGUUCAUAGUGGAGGUGGCUAUGAGUUGGAUUGUAUAUAACCGUAUACCAUACAAUACCAAGAGAGCCAUGCUACUGUCAGCACAGGGCACCCAUUGUCCUGUCUCUUAUAAAUCAGUAUAUCUAUAAUAACACUUCCCUUUUGAAGGAGGUAGUUAAUUUUCUUUCAACGUAUACAUUAAAUGAUGAGUUCAGUGGGACAUAAAAGCAAAACAAUGAAGCACACUGCAAAUUUGUGGUAUUUUAUUUUUUGGAAGAAUAAAGCCUAAAACAGAUGGUCUUAUUUGUAAUCAAUUUAACUUUUGUAUUCAAGGGUAAGUGUACUGCAGUAUUUUGAAAUGAAAAACGUGUAGGUGAUGUACAAAGAUGUGGGUGGAUACUUGUGACCUUUUUUUUUCCCUGCUCCCCCCUUUAUGAUGUAAAGGGAGUUUUAUGACUGAAUCUCGAGAUUUGUACCUUUAUCCUAGCUCUUACUGUUAGGAGCAUUGGCUUUUUAAUUAAGCCUUUGCUGAAAGGCUGGAGAACUGGUAAAACUGACUCCCAAAAGACUAAAAUCUCAGCAAAUAUGGGAAAGAUGAUUUUUAUUCAGAAAUGUGGAUCUUUGGUGUUUCUGGAUGGAUAAUGUCUGAUACAUAAGAUGUGCUUAUGGAUGCUUUUAGUAUGCCACCUUUUCCAUGUGAGGGCUUCAGAAACUUGCUCCAUUUCUUCUGUGUUCCACAAAAGCAGAGAACUUGGCACUUGAACAUUACUACUAUCUCUACAUUAACAGCAACAAAGCAUAUGUUGGUUUUGAUAUAGGCCAUGAUCUCUCUGAGUUUCUGUGAAUUUUAGCUGCUUUCCCGUAUUGAAAGAGAAUAUUGGUGUGCAAAUUUGGUAUUGCUGUUUUGUACCUACUAAUUUUGCUGUACAUUUGGGAGUUUCCUGCAGAGAGACUACUGUAUACCUCGGAGUGCCGAAGUGCUAGUAUGGAUCUUCCAGCUCACCUUUGCCAGUAGAGAAUUAUCUCAUUUUUUGAUGAGUGCUAUAUUUUAUGAUUCACUUUCCACUCUUCCAAGCUUAAAAUUCAUUUAGUAUCAAUUUCUUCUCCUCUUCCUAGCUGAAGACAUGACACAUUUUAGGCCAUAUUCCCUCAAUCUUUGGACAGGCUUUCCAUUGGCAUCAGCAAAAGUAAUGUAAGAGGUUGUAGCUGGAAGAGGAGGGCUUGUUAUGGGUUUGCUAUGACCCAGCCAAACGUGUUUUUUCCUGCAGCAGUGUCAUCAGCUCAUACCACUUAAUUUCUUGUUGUUCAAAAUACUCUGCAUUAGAAAUUCAUGACAGAACUCUGUCCGGGAUUUGUUUCCUGAAUGUAAAACUUGUGACGUUUCUCCAUAUAAACUAACCUGCUUCUAAAAUCAAGUUGAAGAUGUUUUAGCCUGUUUGGGGGGUGGGGUGGGGGUGGGAAAUACCCAGUCCUUACUCUCAAGCUGUCUCCAGUUGCAUUUAGUUACCUUACUACACAGUUCAGCUGGGUUCCCAAGCUGCUGCACUGUGUUCUGUAAAGUCAUUUAUCAGUUAAGUACGUCAGAGCUGAUGAUGGGAUAAACUGUAAAUGACCUCACCAUGGGGCAUUAUUAGUUGCUGAAGACUUGCUCAGGUAAACCACUGUAGGAAUAUCCUGCACCUGAAAAAGGUUGGACUUAGUUCUGUCUUUGAUCUAGUAAGUUGCCAGUGUACAAGAAGUAGAAGGCAGCAAGCCUACUAGCUGAUCUUUCUGGCAGCUUUUAAUCUGUGUAUGUUUGUUUGAGGGACUUUUGCCCUUGGGUGUGCUUUGGCAAAGAUUUUGCAACGAUAAGUAGGAUCUGCUUAAUUCUGGCAGAGUUUCAAGUGUAAGUAACCCGACGUUGCAAGAACAUAAUCUGUUGCUGAAUUCUGUUCCUCUUGUUUUCCCUCAAAUCUGUCCCUUUUAUUGCUAAUUUGUUACAUUUAAUAGCAAACACCUCUCAACAUGACUGGUCACAAGCUCUCAAGGUGUGAAAUGCUAACAGGAAGAGACAUCAAAGCAUGAUUCUGUGCUCUUCCUGCAUAUAGGAUUCCACUUUUCCUGCAGAGAAGGACUUGGGGGUAUUAGUGGAUGAAAAACUGAAUAUGACCCAGCAAUGUGCACUCGCAGCUCAGAAAGCCAAUUGUAUCCUCGGCUGCAUCAAAAGAAGUGUGGCCAGCAGGUUGAGGGAGGUGAUUCUGCCCCUCUACUCCACUCUCGUGAGACCCCACCUGGAGUACUGUGUCCAGCUCUGGGGCCCCCAACAUAAGAAGGACAUGGACCUGCUUGAGGGGGUCCAGAGGAGGGCCAUGAAGAUGAUCAGGAGGCUGGAGCACCUCCUCUAUGAAGACAGGCUGAGAGAGUUGAGGUGGUUCAACCUGGAGAAGAGAAGGCUCCAGGGAGACCCUGUAGCAGCCUUCCAGGACUCAAAGGGAGCCUACAGGAAAGAUGGGGAGGGACUCUUUAUCAGGGAAUGUAGUGAUAGGACAAGGGGUAAUGGCUUUAAACUAAAAGAGGGUAGAUUUAGAUUAGAUAUAAGGAAAAAGUUCUUCACUAUGAGGGUGGUGAGGCACUAGAACAGGUUGCCCACAGAGGCUGUGGAUGCCCUAUCCCUGGAAGUGUUCCAGGCCAGGUUGGAUGGGGCUUUGAGCAACCUGGUCUAGUGGAAGGUGUCCCUGCCCACGGCAGGGGGGUUGGAACUAGGUGAUCUUUAAGGUCCCUUCCAACCCAAUCCAUUCUAUGAUUCUAUAUUAAGAUGAAGGUGAAGUAUUUGUUACUGUGCAGUCUCUCUCUUAGCUGAUAUUGCCAAAGCACUGUAACUUUCAAGGAGGAAGGGAGGUGGCUUAGCUGUAGAGGGGAUGUUUUAAUGAACUACUAAAUUUUAACAUCUGCAGCAUCACACUGAAUGGGUGGUGAUCCAGCAUUAACCUUAUCACUUGAUUGCAAAUCUCGUUCUGGCUUUUCCUACCCUUUGGCAGGUACCUGCUGGUAGGGAGAAGAGUGUAUAUUCCCCUUUUUUAUAUGCCUCUUCCCACAGAACUAACCCUGCCCACAAUGAGUUAGAGGGAACUCUGUGCUAGCUUCUGAAAUGCCACCCGUAUGUGCAGUGGUAAUGGACAAGAUGUCUUCCUUCAUUACCCAGAGCAGAAAUGGGAAUGUAAUUUGCAAUGUCUAAUGUAAAACAUGUUUGUAUUUUUUUGUUAAUUGAGCAGUAUGGUUGCAAGUUGACUUAAGUUGUUCUAAGGUACUCUUUUCAGUGGUUUGCCAGUACAUAAUCAUGAAUGAAAAUAUUUUUUUAUUGAUUUUUAGGUUGUAUGUUUAACAUUCCAUUCAUGUAAAAUAUGUACAAAUAUAUGUAAUAAAUCUUUUGAAGCACA